Scatophagus argus is the source of this 6540-nucleotide messenger RNA. RefSeq names its product calcium/calmodulin-dependent protein kinase kinase 1, alpha a (gene camkk1a). Gene Ontology annotation, biological process: CAMKK-AMPK signaling cascade; activation of protein kinase activity; protein phosphorylation. The record is from RefSeq and is a predicted model, not a curated record. Lineage: Eukaryota; Metazoa; Chordata; Actinopteri; Scatophagidae. The transcript is spliced from 17 exons. The coding region runs from base 712 to 2250 and encodes 512 amino acids. Gene Ontology annotation, molecular function: ATP binding; protein kinase activity.
GAAGCUUCUAAUCGAAUUCCAUGCACUGUGACGCUAUAUAUUCAAUGCAAAUCACACAUUGUGAUACUGUAGUAUAGAUUAGUGUAGUGAAUAAUGGUCAUGCUGUGGGAACAGGGCGGAUCUUAGGACCCAUGGUUGCAUUUCUUGUCGAAUAAUAAAAGUUAGGCUUAGCCCUGUGCUUUCGUCGUGCAACAAACCCUAAAGAGAGUGUGUGUGAGCAGCCCCUCUGCUGCUCUGUGCACAUUGCAAUGGUGCAACAACAGCCAGCUGCGGGUUGUGCAUGCGAUCAGCCGCUGGGUGUCUUGUCUCUGUGGCUUCACUGUAGACAACAGAGGGUAGUGUAGGCUGGUCUGUCCGUGUUUUCCGGAAGAGAGGGUGUGAAACAUGGGACACAUCUCAGGUCAGCAGCUGAUCCUGCCACACAUCUAGAGCAGAAGCCUGUGUGGCAGUCUCUCUGUUAGUCCGUGUUAAUCUGUGUUAAUAAUCGGCUGUGAGUAGAGUGAAUCAAACAGGCACCGUGCGUCCAAAACGGGACACCCCUCUGGAUCUCUUUGAAUGUAACGCUCAAAGACGCCCGAGCACUCAUUUGGCUCUGGUGAGACCUUGGACAUUGUGACCACAGGCUGGCCCAGAUCACGUUGAUGCUGGUGGGCACUCCCCAGUACUCUCCCUGCCACCUGCUCCUGCGCCGCUCCCACCUCCCCACCCACCAUGGCUAUGUGCAGUGACCCUAGCUGUGAGAGGCCAGAGCCCGACUCUGAUAAACAUACCAACAGUCUCACAGACACCAUGGCUGCCAUGACAACAAAAGACUCAGAUGGCUCAGCUGCCAACGGUGUAAGGAAUGGCGGGGCUCAGAAGGACGAGGGUCAGGCCAAGAGGACUCAACCUCUGCGGCCUCACCUGACUGGGAGGAAGUUGUCGCUGCAGGAGAGAGGCACUUAUCUGUCGUCAGGCUCUGGAAGAGGUUACUCGCACAUCUCCCCUCGUGUGGCUCGCAGGCCGACCGUGGAGUCUAAACGUGUGUCCAUAUCAGACUCUCAGGACUGUAUCCAGUUGAACCAGUAUAAGCUGAAAAGUGAAAUCGGAAAGGGCUCUUAUGGUGUGGUCAAACUUGCCUACAAUGAGGAUGAUGACAAACAUUAUGCCAUGAAGGUCGUGUCCAAAAAGAAGUUAAUGAAGCAGUGUGGUUUUCCACGUCGCCCACCCCCAAGAGGACCCAAGGCAGUCCAAGGAGAUCAGCCCAAAAUCUUAGGACCCCUGGAGAGGGUCUACCAAGAGAUUGCCAUCCUUAAAAAACUGGACCAUGUUAACAUUGUCAAGCUGGUGGAGGUGCUGGAUGAUCCUGCAGAGGACAACCUUCACAUGGUGUUUGAGCUCAUGCGUAAGGGUCCAGUGAUGGAGGUGCCCACAGACAGUCCUUUGUCAGAAGAGCAGGCGAGGUUAUACUUCAGAGACGUCAUCCUGGGCAUAGAGUACCUGCACUACCAGAAAAUUGUCCACCGGGACAUCAAGCCUUCUAACCUGCUGCUGGGGGACGAUGGCCAUGUGAAGAUAGCAGAUUUUGGGGUCAGCAACCAGUUUGAGGGAAAUGAUGCUUUGCUGUCUAGUACUGCUGGCACGCCUGCAUUUAUGGCACCAGAAACCCUUUCAGACACACGAAAGAGCUUCAGUGGAAAAGCACUGGAUGUGUGGGCCAUGGGAGUUACUCUCUACUGUUUCAUCUUUGGGAAGUGCCCCUUUAUUGAUGAGUACAUAUUGGCUUUGCACAAUAAGAUAAGGACCAAGCCUGUGGAGUUCCCAGAAACACCAGUGAUCAGCGAAGAGUUGCGGACUCUGAUCUUGCGGAUGCUGGACAAGAACCCUGACACCAGGAUCACCAUUCCUGAGAUCAAGAUGGACCAGUGGGUGACCCAGGGAGCCGCUGACCCAUUGCCACUGGAAGAGGAGCACUGUUCUGUGGUGGAGGUGACAGAGGAGGACAUCCAAAACUCAGUCAAGUUUGUUCCCAGCCUCUCUGCAGUGAUCCUGGUAAGAGCCAUGCUGAGGAAGCGCUCCUUCAGUAACCCCUUUGAGUGUCCGAGCCGCAGAGAGGAGAGGUCCAUGUCUGCACCCGGCAGCCUGCUCAUGGACUCGUGGCCCUUCCGGCCUUCUUUAAAACUUCACCCCUCACUCAGAAAGAGCAGCACAGGAGAUGGACCCAGAGAAGGAGAGCUGGAGGACCUUCAUGAAGACGAGCCCUCCUCUUGAGUCUUAUCGAUGUUCCAGUCAGGUGACAUUUCUUUCUUCAACUCCGCCCCCUUCACGUCACUUUGCUUGAACCACUGAGCGCUCACCGGUUCAUCUGCACUUUGCCUGUUAAUCAGUAACACACUGCAAGUUUAUCUAUACACUGAAGAAACUCAAGGUUUUAAAUCUGAUAUGUUGCUAGAGUCAACAUUCAGACUUUUAUGCUCAGGCUUUCUUUCAUUUUUGCUUCCUGUUAGCCUCGGAGUAUGCUUUCUUAUUCCAAUUUCCCACGCUUCUCCAAUGUGGACUCUCUGUUCACCAAGUAUGAACUCGAAUGUUCUUUGUCUAAACUGCUUAAAACCACUUACAGUUGUGUCUGGCUUCAGUGAACCGAUAAGAAGGGGAGCUCUGCUGAAUUUCUGGAUCAUUAACAGUUGAAAAUUGUUGUGGGAGGAAAAACAAGACAUGUUUGUCAGCUGGCAUCACGCUGCAAUGUGGGAAAAAAACUCAGACUUUUUUUUAGCUAUCUGCAUGAUAAAUAUUAACCCUCAACAUCGUAUAACAAAAUCCCUCUUCAAUAAUCGUCCCAAACUUCAGCAUGUAAAUUACACCAUAUUGUCUCCCCAGUGAACUAUAGGGCUUUUUAUCUACGAUCAAUGACCAGUGGUUUUAAUAUUGUACAUAGAUGUCUUGAGGUGUCCUCAGUGUUAGCGGCUCACAGCCCUUUUCCUGUUUAUGUGCCAUCAGUAGUUUUUAUUUUGGAGCUUUGUGUUAAAGUUGAAGUUCUUCUAUGCUGCUUUCACAGUCCUCAGGCCUAACUGGUUAAACUUUUCUGACGUGAAGGAAAGGAAGUCAGCUGUCUGAGGGUGAUCGCACAGAAAGGACAGCGACUUCGCUGUGCUUGAACACAAAGUGACUUUUGCUGCAGUGUGAUGUGUAAUUAUUUUUGUGUUAGAAGUCAUUUCACGCUUCUUUGCCUACUCUGUGUUGUUCGUCUGAGGAUUUCUGCUUUUGUAACAUUAUCUCUUCAUGAUUUAAUAUGAAGGAAUUGUGACAGAAAUUUGAACAUUUCAGUGUUUGUUAGUGAGUGUGAACAGACAAGGAAGGACAGAAACUAUGCUCUAAAUUAGAAUUUGAUGUUACACAACAUUCUUGGAUGCAGAGCUGAUUUAAAGGCAUGAAUAAUCUCAUUGUCCAACUUAAACUUCAAUAAGUUAUCUUGCAGAAGAAACUAAAUCUAAGUUAUCCAGGUUAAGGGACUGUGCAUAAAUUAUUAAGUGGGGAUGAGAGGUUAGAAACAGGGAAGGUUAUAAUUGUCUCCUUUUUUCUAAGGGGAGGGUAGUAUUGUGUUUUUGGAAGUGAUGAGAAGGGUUUUUUUUUUAAUUUGAACAUUGUUAAUUAUUGUUUUCUUCCAGGUAAGUAAUUUUCUUCUUCCCUUUCUUUACUAUUGUAAGUAAAAAAGAAAAGGCCAUAGGUCAUCCUAUAUUCUUAUUCAGUUUCAGCCAUUUACUGUAUUCACAAUGGUGGCUAUAUGUAGAUUCAUGUCCAAAUGUAAUAUUAGUAUUGCUGGGAAGAGCCAUGAAGUUUAAAAAAAUGAAAUAUAACAUUCAUCCUUCCUAUCCCGAUAAUUUUCGUACAGUCCCUAACCGCAGUAAUUUGCCUGGCUGACCUUUCUGAAGUUCCAGCUAGCUAUAGAUGUUUGUAGAGCUGGAUAAGCCAGGUAUUUAUCCUGCUAAUCCUGUGAGAUCACCAGUGUUAAGAUUAUGGAUGAAUGGCAAAAGAACAUUUUAUUUUCUUAUGAUAUGAUUCCUCCCAUUUGCCUUUAGAGGUAGUUGGCUAACUUUAAAAAAACAAAUGUGUGGGUUGUUUUGUCUCCGCCGACUCAAAUCGAUGUGAGCAUUUCUGCCUCCACAGCAGCUCCUCGCCUCAGAUAAACAUUUAUGUAACUCCAUUUUGAUUCUUUCUCCUCUUUGGCCGGGUGCAACGCUCUGUGAAAGAAAGCCUGUUUGGCUGGCAGAGUGUUCAGAUCUCGUGAACCGCAGUGAAGGAGAGCAUUUCAGUGUCAUGAUUAGACCCAGGAUGUCAACAGUAACACUUCCCCAUCCACUUCAGUGCGGUGCCCAGUGUGGCUGAUUAGAAACUUGGAGUGUGGCACUUUGGGUUUCCUCGAUUAAUGCUGCCCUCAGUAUCCUCCAGUGAAGGAUGCUAAGUUCAGAGGGGGUUCACUGAGGGGGACUGAUAGACUCUGAAUGGCAAAGCCUUCCACAUACUCUUGUUGAGCUUCUGUGUUUAGGGAUUUAUGUUCACCGAGGCGAGGAAUUUAUGCAGAAAAAUCAUGAAUGCUGUUGACAGUAAAUUGUCAACUUUAUUACCAUGUGAGUGCUGGAUAAUGUAAAGCUUUACGGUUUAUCUUUUUAUUUUAUUGUUCAGUAAAAUAUGGCCUGUUUGUAGAGGAUAAGUGGAUAUUAAUGUAUAAUUGUCUGAAAUGUUGUAUAUGCAGUUUAAAAUUAGGGUUUGUGGUCAUUCAGUGAAUGACUUCUUUAUUUUCCUCCUUCUCUCUAAUGAGGAUGAAAGAAGGGAUUGAGAUUAGUUGGCAGGUUAACCUUCAACGAAGGGCUGUUUGAACCAAAAAUGGUGUGUUUUUACUUUAUUUGAUAAACUGUUUAAGGCUCUGUAUAUUCUUAUGAGAAUGAUUUUUUUAAUGUAGGUAUUGACAGCUUUCCAUUUGUGUGAGUGUGAGGACAUUUAUCAGAGUCAGAGGUGCAAUAUUGCUGUUGUCUUUAUCAUUGGUGCAUUACUGGCUCAUUCCCCUGCCGUCAGAGCAGGCCACUCAUCCCUUUAUCUGUAUUUUAGUUGUCCUUGUCGAAGAAACUAAAACACUGCUUAGGUUUAAAUAUUUGCACUUUUCCACAUACAGAUACAUUUUAAAGUUAUAGUGAUCAAGGACAAAACUACGUGGCUCACCUGUAAAAAACCAUUUUUACUGUGUAUUGGUGUGUUCUCACUGCUGUGCUUUUUGCUCUUGGAUAUUGAUCUGCAUGUCACAGCAUUGCUACUUAGGUUUUUUACAAAUGAAACUAUUAAUAACUACUACUUUAACAUUUUCCUCGUACUUAUUCCAAUGUAUGUGUCAAAAUGCUGUAACAGCUGCUGUAAGAACAUUGGUCUCUUUUUGUUCUUUUUGUUGUGCACAUCCAUGUAAUAGCAGAAUUGUGAAUGUUUUAUAGCUGGGGCAAAGGACUUGUGGUUUUUACUGCAGAAAUGAUGCACAAUGCUACAACACUGUACACCCCAUUACAUGUGCAGGGCUCAGAGCACAGGAACAGCGUGAAAUAGCACCUUUGUGUUCAAGAUUUUCUGUAGAGACACAGUGAUGGAUGAUCACUGGCUGGACUUCAACGUCUGUCUACCUUUUCUAUGGUUAUUUUUCUCUUGUUCUGUUUUCUGUUGCAUUAGAAUAUCAAUAUAACAGAUUUCAGUUAUGUUUUAUAGAAAAUUAGACAAUGGAUUGAGAAAGAGUUGCUUUUUGUGCACAGUCCAUUACCAUUAAUAUAAAGUCCUUUACUCUAAGUUUUCAUGUUGUAAUUCUUUAAUUCCUCCUCUAGUUAUUUUUUAUGCCAAUAGAUUUUGCUGUUUUUGCCUAAUAUAAUUAAAUGGCCAUAACUUAAUGGUCACCUGUAUGACCCCUUUACAACACUGCACAAUUCAUCCCUGUGGAAAGCCCUAAUACUUAAGACUAUCUGAAAAUCAGCACAACAGUCUAUUACUCUUUUGGUGCACAUCUGGAUGCAGAUAGAUGCUUCAUACUAUUUUUAAGUAAUAUGUUGAGAUGUUUUUCGGACUGGCAACCUUGGCAGAAGUUUGUUCACCUAGAGGGAAAAUCAACAAGUGCAGUUGCCACGAACGCAACAGAGGAAGUGAGUGACAGUCAUGAAUUUCUCAUGAUUUCAGGUCACAAUCGCAUCCCAAGGAGGAGGACUGUAGAAGAGUUUGUACAUAAUAGUAAGUCAGGGAUGAUUUGAUCGCUGCUGUGUAUCUUACGUGACUGUCCUGAUGUGUGUGUCGAAGGUGCCUGCUGUCUCCGUAUUUCUGGACGUCUGUCUCGUGUUACCAUGUGCAUUUCUCUGAAUGUUUUUCUCGCUCACCUGAGUCAAGUCUCUCAUACUAAAACAGAAGCAUGGCACAAUGUUAUUGCGGCUGUUACAAUGUAAAUAUGUACCAAUAUAUAUAUAUAUAAAGAAGCUAUUUUUUGCAUGCUUUUUGUACACCUGGACAUAAUCAAAGACAAUAAAAAAGAAAAUUUGAACCCUU